GUCACUUUGAAAAAGCAUUGGCGGCAUUCCCAUAUCCGUAAUUUUAGGUAAAAAAAACAGAUCUGUUGGCCGAAAGUAGGGUGGGAUCUGGGUCCCACAUCAAAGGACUAUUCUGUACUCUACCCGUUGCUCGUACGAAGAUAUUUCACAAAGGAACGAGGGUUUUAUGGUAAUUUGGAAAUGAUCCAGUUCCCGUCGGUAAUCGCGUCGAGAAUCCGAACCAUUCUGGAUGUUUUAGAAAACGGAGUCGUUUUGAUGAAUCAUGCUUUUGCCUUCCGUUCUUUCCUGGUCACAAUAAUCCUUGUUCAGAAACAGAGAUCGGAAACUCCGUCAAGCCGACGUCGAUUGAGAGCUAGAAGAUUGAUUUUCUCUUUUCAUAAUUCAUCUGGUAUGGCGGGUAGAGCUCAGAUCGCCACUAGCAACUCGGCUCUCAUCGCAAUGAUUGCUGAUGAGGAUACUGUGGUUGGAUUUCUGCUGGCUGGAGUGGGUAAUGUUGACUUGAGGAGAAAGACAAAUUACCUUAUUGUCGACUCAAAAACCACUGUCAAACAGAUUGAGGAUACAUUUAAGGAGUUCACUGCAAGAGAGGAUAUUGCAAUUGUGCUGAUCAGCCAAUAUGUUGCGAAUAUGAUAAGGUUUCUGGUGGAUAGCUACAACAAGCCUGUUCCAGCAAUACUAGAGAUACCUUCAAAGGAUCAUCCAUAUGAUCCUGCACAUGAUUCAGUUCUUUCCCGAGUCAAAUACCUCUUCUCUACAGAAUCAGUGGCAUCCGGCCGGCGCUGAGUGCAUUGUGACAACUUCACUGUCAAACCGUACUUUAUCUCAAUAAUUUGUAUAUUAUGAAAUCCAUCAUUCUUUCAGACAGUUAGAAAUCAUCCUUUUCGCUUACCAUGUGUUUCAUUAUGCAACUUUAUUUUGGGAGUUUUUGUUAUCAUCUCCAAUUAAAUAAAUUACAUUGAACAAG
Rubroshorea leprosula is the source of this 964-nucleotide messenger RNA. Lineage: Eukaryota; Viridiplantae; Streptophyta; Magnoliopsida; Malvales; Dipterocarpaceae. The record is from the annotation of a GenBank genome assembly.